This is a messenger RNA of Annulohypoxylon maeteangense, 1863 nucleotides long. RefSeq lists its product as uncharacterized. Gene Ontology annotation, biological process: protein import into peroxisome matrix, docking. The coding region runs from base 155 to 1447 and encodes 430 amino acids. Gene Ontology annotation, molecular function: protein binding. The record is from RefSeq and is a predicted model, not a curated record. Gene Ontology annotation, cellular component: peroxisome; peroxisomal importomer complex; peroxisomal membrane. The transcript is spliced from 3 exons. NCBI's taxonomy places the organism in Eukaryota, Fungi, Ascomycota, Sordariomycetes, Xylariales, Hypoxylaceae.
ACAAAUACCGAGGUCGUUUCUAUCCAUCGUAUUUUCGCCUCAACUCUCCUUUGUUACCACCGAUUUUAUUGGAGUAAUUCGACAUCCCUUUUGCGAUAUCGUCGUCUAUCAAUAUCCCCGGGCCCCCUGAAGUAUUGUAAGUGUCCCCGUUACGAUGGCUUCGCCGCCCAAACCCUGGGAGCGUGCCGGCGCGACAACUACAAACCUCGCUGUACCAACUGCAACGGCGACUGGUGCAUCACUACCGACUCCUCCCACCGCGAACGCAAUGUCGGCUCCAGCAUCAGUCAAUGCCGCCACCAAUUCUGCCACGAGUACACCGUCUAUUCCUCCACGUCCCGACUCUCUAAACUCGACCGUGAACCAGAACGCGUCAGCAUAUAGUCGAACCCCGUAUAACUCUGCCUACAGCCCAUAUUCAUCUCCUUAUCCUAGGUAUGGAGGAUAUGGUGGCGGAAUGUAUGGUGGUAUGGGUGGUAUGGGCGGCUACGGUGGCUACGGAGGCAUGAUGGGUGGUAUGGGUGGCAUGGGCGGUAUGUACGGUGGCAUGCCAGGAAUGAUGUCGGGUGAUCCCAACAAUCCCAAUAGCUUGACGAAUAGUUUUAGCAACAGCACUCAGGCUACCUUCCAGAUGCUGGAGGGAAUUGUUGGCACUUUUAGUGGAUUCGCACAGAUGCUUGAGAGCACAUACAUGGCAACUCACUCCAGUUUCUUUGCCAUGGUGUCUGUGGCUGAACAAUUCAGCAAUCUGCGCCAGACUCUAGGGUCAGUUCUCGGUAUUUUCACUAUGAUGCGAUGGUUGCGCACAUUGUUUGCCAAGGUGACCGGACGGCCUCCACCAGUUGAUGCAAUGGCACUUACCCCGGCAUCAUUCGCCCGUUUCGAGGGACGUAACGCGCCCCCCGUCCCCGGUCCCAGUGGUGCUCAAUCGAAGCCUAGCAGGAAGCCCCUAAUAUUUUUCCUUGUGGCGGCUUUCGGGUUGCCGUACCUUAUGAACAAAGCAAUCCGGUCCAUUGCGGCCAAUAACGAGCAGGAUGAGCGUAAGCGCAUGGAAGUGUCAGGUCAAAACGCAUCUAUGGAUCCUAGCAAACUCGAGUUCUGCCGCGUGCUUUACGACUUCACCCCCGAAGCCGGCAACGCUACCCAGGGUGUCGACCUUGCCGUCAAGAAGGGAGACUUCAUUGCGGUUUUGAGCAAGAGUGAUCCUCUAGGUAACCCAAGCGAGUGGUGGCGCUGCCGGGCUAGGGAUGGACGUCUCGGAUACCUCCCCGCAACAUUCCUAGAAGUAGCCAAACGACCAGGUCAAGCCGUUGCCGCGAUUAAGGCAGCGCCAGCUGAGUCGGUGGUAUCAUCAUCUGACAUUUCAGAACGGGAGGCGCCCACAGUUACUAGCAAAGCAGGCGAUAUCUCCCCCGAAAGCUUCCAGAAAUCGCACUUCUACUCGUAGAAGAGAAUGAGUGUACCUAAGCGUUGGGCCAUGCUAGCGAGUUAUCUAAAAACAAUCACUACAUCUCGUAUCGACGAUACCGACUUCCAACCACAAUGGGAUUAUGACUCGGGGUUGACAAGCGAAAUUAGUGAGGGGGAAUUGACGCUAUUAUUUAACAAAUUUUGGAGUGCAGCAGUCAAGAGUGUUACUCUAUUGUCGGGAUUUACUAGAGAUGAACCAUUAAAGGAGCAGACACGACGGACAUUGCCUAAUGGAAAAGGCAAUCAAAGCGAAAUCCCCAUCACUACGAGAACGGAUAGGCAACAAUUAAGCCAUCUGAUUCGGAUUGGAAAUUCCACAUCAAAAGACGAAGAUCCAGCUGUCGACAACACAGAGGCCAGGAUGGAUCACUCCUCAUCUAAAUGGCACCUCAG